Messenger RNA from Pungitius pungitius (ninespine stickleback), 2026 nucleotides. RefSeq names its product ADP-ribosylation factor 1 (gene arf1). The record is from RefSeq and is a predicted model, not a curated record. The transcript has 5 exons. Gene Ontology annotation, cellular component: plasma membrane; cytoplasm. NCBI's taxonomy places the organism in Eukaryota, Metazoa, Chordata, Actinopteri, Perciformes, Gasterosteidae. Gene Ontology annotation, molecular function: GTP binding; GTPase activity. Gene Ontology annotation, biological process: vesicle-mediated transport; intracellular protein transport. The coding region runs from base 212 to 751 and encodes 179 amino acids.
GGCUGGCUGCCGAGGGCUAACUUUACCCGAGAAUGCUAACGUUAGCUAGCUAACGUCAACUGAUGUCUCAAUAUCUGAAUUUCCCCUGUUAUCAAAUUACUCUUCAACGUGUGUCAGUAUAACUUCUGCAUUACGUUUGCAUGGACUAAUCAUCUUGGCGUAUUUACGGGUUUUUUUUUAUAGCCAAAGUAGGUCCCCAUCACCAGCAGCCAUGGGGAAUAUGUUUGCAGGCCUCUUUAGUUUCUUUGGGAAGAAGGAGAUGCGGAUCCUUAUGGUGGGUUUGGAUGCUGCCGGAAAGACAACUAUUUUGUACAAGCUGAAACUUGGAGAGAUCGUGACUACCAUUCCCACGAUAGGUUUUAAUGUGGAGACUGUAGAGUACAGGAACAUCAGUUUUACAGUAUGGGAUGUUGGCGGUCAAGACAAAAUUCGACCACUGUGGCGUCACUACUUCCAGAAUACACAGGGUCUCAUUUUUGUUGUGGACAGCAACGACAGGGAGCGAGUCCAGGAGGCUCGUGAGGAGCUCUCAAGGAUGUUGGGGGAGGACGAGCUCCGCGACGCCGUUCUAUUAGUGUUUGCCAAUAAACAAGACCUUCCCAAUGCCAUGAAUGCAGCAGAACUCACAGACAAGUUGGGUCUUCACAGCCUACGUGGCAAGCACUGGUACAUCCAGGCGACCUGUGCCACCACUGGCGAUGGCCUGUACGAAGGACUGGACUGGUUGUCUAGUCAGCUCAAAAAACAAUAAUCAUCGGCUUUUCACCCUUAGAACAUGUGCUCUACUCUUAAAGUUUCGCAAAACCGAGUUACCCUCUCCAAAAAGAAGCCCUGGAAGAUGCCCAUACCUCAGAAGUUAUUGUUAUAAACCUACAGACCAGUGGUGGGGAGGAUCUAUUCUUGUAAAGCAGUCAGGUUUUAUUAUUAUUUUAUGUAAAUAUACUUGGUAACGGGGCAGCUUGUUGCACUCUAUAGAAUCCUGUGGUGAUUAUUUCUCUUUCGGGUCUGAUGGGCAUCCAUGCGUCUAUAGAAUAAGAAAAGGGAUGUGAGGAAUGCAAAUUUACCAGCACGAUGACCUUGAUGCAAUCCGAUGACUCAUUAUCUGGUCACAUGUACUGUAGCGGGUGAUGGGCUUUUAAAUAAAAGAAGAAAAACUGACUUAAACACGUAUGCACUACUUGCAGCAACUGUGGUUACUUUAACAAGUGACUGCAUAGUACCAGCCCCCCCCCCCCACAACUCAAAUUGCCAUUUAGUAUAUGCAGGCAUUGCCACUUUGUACUUGCAUCCUUUUUUCCAAGUUUAAAACUUACCAGCCUUUUGUCAAACGGAGAGAUGCUGCCACGAUCUGGCAUCAACCCGCUUCACGGUUGUUUGAAAGGCAGUAUGUUGAGACCACGUUGUGUUUUUGUAUUUUGGAGUCUCAGGUUUAUCAUGUGCUGCCUUUGAAACGUACUUGUUAGCCAAACUGCAUGAUGUGGUCUGUUGGUGUUUGGGUCGUGCAUAGUCACUGGGUGUUUACAUCGGCAUUAUUUCAACAGCCCGAUACUGUAGUUCAAUUUCGGUAUUUGUAACUUAAGAAGAUGGACACUACAAUGGCUCUUCUGUCUUUACUCAAAGCUCUCGCAAUUCAUGCCUUUUUUUUUUUUUUCUUCUUUCAUUUGGUUAUCAAGAUCUGAGCAGUGGCGUUUUGGUGGCAAUACAAACUGUUUGAGCUACAUGUUAAACGUGGUGCCAGUAUUUCUUCCUCUGCAGCAUGUUGUGCUUUGGGUAACUAAGAGAAGCCAAACAUACGCCUUCCUAUCCAAGACAUGUUUCCUUUUUAUUUCCAAGCUUCUUUUCCAAAAGGUGUGGGUUUUGCUUUACUUAUCUGAACAUGUCUUGAGGGUACAUCAAAUUUGGUUUUGUGAUUUAUAACUGCCUAAAAUUGUGAGAACUAUGUUAAUCUUAAGUACGUGUGUUUUGUAUGUAACGCUUUUGUUUUGUGAGGAAAAAGCACUGUAAUUAAAGUGACUGGACAAUUUGU